Messenger RNA from Phoenix dactylifera (date palm), 878 nucleotides. Its product is annotated as egg cell-secreted protein 1.3-like. The record is from RefSeq and is a predicted model, not a curated record. Lineage: Eukaryota; Viridiplantae; Streptophyta; Magnoliopsida; Arecales; Arecaceae. Gene Ontology annotation, biological process: double fertilization forming a zygote and endosperm.
UAAACAUUUAUUGUUAGAACUUUUCUUUCUGUGUUUAAAUGUUUUGAUAGUCUCGUACUCUUCCUCUUCCCACCAAAUUCAGAUGUUAUUUUUGUGAACACGUAAAACGUCUUCCCACCUUCUUUCUUUUAUUUUCUAACGUAAACCUUCUCAUCUUCCCCACCAUUAAGACACAAAUUAUGAACGUUAAACCAUCUCCAACUCCAUCCACUAUAUAUAUAUAUAUAUAUAUACAGCCAUCUACCUGAAAUCCUCUCCAUCCGAAAGCUUUUAACUCCCAAUGGCUCCUCCCCUCAAGCUUCUGCUCCCCAUACUGCUACUUGCCACCAGUCUGUGGGCCAUGGCCAUCAUCUCUGAGGCCCGGCCCGGCCCAGUAAGCAUCGCAGCCCGGCUUCAGGCUGAUGAUGCGAAGCAGUGCUGGGACUUCUUAUUGGAGCUCAGGUCGUGCACUGGAGAGGUCAUCCUCUUCUUCCUCAAUGGAGAGACAUAUUUAGGCCCAGGGUGCUGCCGUGCCAUUCGUGCCAUCGAGCAUGGAUGCUGGGCUGCUGAUGCCUUGCUUGCUGGGCUUGGAUUCACCGCCGAGGAGGGAGAUGUGCUCCGAGGAUACUGCGACGGCGCCUCAGAUUCUUCGACGCCACCACUACCAUUGGUGCACUUGGACCCGCCUUCACCGCCUCCGGUGUCGGAGGACUUGGUGCACUAGAUUACUAGCUAUAUUAUGGGUUCAUGGACUUGUUAGUUUCUAGGUGCUUCUGAUGGAAUUAUGGUAUCAUCUAGGCUUGUGGGUUUUUAUAGUGUUGCUUGUUGUGGUGUUUUGCUUAUCACGUAGCGUCAUGUUACGGAUAUGAUGGCUUAUAUAAUGGUUUAUGUUACUAAGU